GAGUCCUGGAGUCCGUUGGGUGGCAGUACAGCACUAAAUAGUGCCUAGUCUGCUGGAAAGAAGAAGAGGAACCGGAAGAGAAAGAGUAAGAAGAAAAAUAGAGGCGGAGCAAAGUAAAAAAGUAAACAAUCCAUCGCUGGAUGUUUUAUGAUCGGCACAACCUUGGUGUUGUCGUUCCAGCCUCAGGCAUCGUCCUCUCUCCCCGUCGGUCUUCUGUAUCAUCGAGUUCAGAAAUUAAUGGAUAAUCGGAGAAACUCAACAACAUGUGGCUAAUGUUAUUGUUCAUCCUGAACGCGAAGACACAGACAAACGCUCUGCAGGUGAUUGGAGGAAAAAGGACUGUGGUGCAAGAACGUACAGUUACAUUCAACUGCGAACUUGUUGACAACACAGAGACUGUCAACCAGAUUUCAUGGCAGAGGACGACCAGAGUUAAAAAAGAUAAUUUUUUCUUGGCUGUUCGGAAAACAAAUGGACCAGAGUAUGUCAAUGGACGCGAUUAUCGAAUUCAGUUUAUUGGGAGCUUCAAUGAGCUUAAUGGAUCCAUUCAGAUCUCCAAUGUCUCAUUGCAGGAUGAAGGCAUCUACACUUGCAUCUUCACUUUGUUCCCAAGCAGGAGUUACAAAACACAUAUACAUCUGGAUGUGCUCGUGCCUCCUGUCAUACGUGUGAAGGAUAACCUUCCUACUUUGGCUGAUAAGGAAGUUUGCAUUGCCACCUGCACGGCUGCUGAUUCUAAGCCUCCGGCAAACGUGAGCUGGCUCACAGGUAGCUUAGCAUACAACUUGAGGGAAACAGCCAACUCGACGCAUCAUGAUGAUGGUAAGACUACCACAGUCAGCUACCUGUUUGGAGUACCUGCCAUGGAUAUCGACCAACAGGUGGUCCACUGUGUCGUCACCAGUCCAGCCCUGUUGAAAGAGACAGAGAUCCCCUUUACUAUACAAGUUUACUUUGCGCCUAUGGAAGUGAAAAUUGGUGCAAAUCCCAAAGAAGACUCAUUUCAAUGUGAGACUGAUUCCAACCCCAAAGCAGAAUUUAACUGGACCAGAGUUGGCAAAGCGUGGCCUCAGUCUGGUGUCAGAGUAGAGGGUGGAACGCUGCAGUUUCUGACCAGGAGCUCUGACCUGAAUGGCCUCUACCAGUGUAAGGCAUUUAACUCACAUGGAAGAAGCAUUGUUUACAUCUUUAGAUCUGUGAUUUCAGAAUCCUGCAUUGUUUGUUGGAUCUUAUUUGCUCUUCUGAUCGUCCUUAUCGUAGCAGCAGCAACGUGGUGUCUUUAUAAAUCUGACAAACUUCCAUUUUUAGGUUCAAGGAGAGUCCCGGUCACACGUGGGGAGGCGGAGGUGAUAAAUCCUGACGAGGCGACUUUAUGAGUACUGGCUUCGAGACGCAGAAUAAACGGGAGCAUGACACCACCUCUGCUACACACAUGUUAAUCGUGUGAACUGGUGCAACAGCUCAGGUGCAUCAGUUAAACCCCUGCUUUUCAAAGUGGGGGUCCCGACCCCCAAGGGUAUGCCAAGGGAGUCACGGAAACUGUCAGGGAAAUGUUGCAAUAAACAUAGAAUUAUUAUUAUUAUUAAAUUAAAUAUGUUUUUAUACUGGCUUUUAUGUAUACACACACACUCCAGUUUAUAUAUAUAUAUAUAUAUAUAUAUAUAUAUAUAUGUGUGCUUAUGGUUGAUAUUACUGUACAGAAAGGACAAGAUGUUUUUAAUAUAAAAAAGUUAUUAAUAAAAAUGAGGGAACUAUAUUAAGAAGUUGUAUAUUUGAUAUUUGCCAUCAUGUCGCACGUAAUUUUAAAUUAGUUUGCAACUGGGGGUCCCGGCCAGAGGCUUAUGCUAUAUGGGGUUCCUAAGCAUGGAAAAGUUUGGGAACCCCUGAGUCCAAGGGAUAGUUGACACAAAAAUUGAAAUUAACUCCCUCGAUAGAGGGGUGAGUGAAGUGUUCACAAAACAUUUUUGGAGGGCCAGUAGUUUGUAGAGGAUCAUGCAGCACGUUCACAUAUACACACGAAACUAAGAUACACUAGAAAAAUCUGAGGAAUAUCUAUACGUACACUCUAGUUAUUUUGUUUAUUUUUUCCUUGACACAUCUGAUGUGAUAAGAAACUGAGUUAGGCGGUGGUCUAGUGGCAGAAACUUGGACUAUGGGCAGAGAAGGUCUCUGGUUCGUCUCUGGUUCGACUCCACGGAGAGACAACAAAAGACGAACCUGGAUUGAUCUGUCCAAAAAUCCAAGAGUCUCCCUACCCUGUCUAGUGCCCCUGAGCAAGGCACCUUACUCCCCCAACAUCUGCUCCCCGAGCGCCUGUACGCGGCUGCUCACUGCUCUGUGUGUACUGCACAAGAUGGGUCAAAAGCAGAGAUUAAAUUUCCCUACCUGCAUGAGUGUGCCUUUGCAUGACUGUGCAUGUGUUUGGGAUGAAUAAAUGCAUCUUAAUCUUAAUCUUAUAUGAUUAUAUGGUAUCAAAAAACUAAAUCUAUAUGGAAACUGACUCUAACCUGGUUCUGUAUGUAAACAAACUGACUGAGAAAUUUGAAAAGGAAUCUUUAAAACAUAAAGUGAUAAAAGUAUUAAAUACACAAGUUCAAGCUAUAAAACAAACGUGAAAUAAAAUAAUACAAAAGUGAAAGCCAGAGACAUCAAAAAUAAGUGUAACAGAAUAAUUAUGUGUUUAUACUUAUAAUGCCUGUCUUGAAUAGAACUCAACUGAAGCUGAGUGAGAGUAUUGUAUUUACCUCAAGUGGUUACGAAGUUCACUGGAUAUUUUUUGGAUCUGUCAGGACAAGGCAGUGUGGAACAAGCUUUCAAUACGUUUCCAAUCAAUCAGUUGCUUGGUUGAGUACCUCAACUGAAGUGAGACUGAAGUCAACAGUGAUGUUCUUUGUUACAUCAAUACAAAGAAGAGAAAAAAGGAUAAGAUGAAGUCUUUACAAUUCUGUCGAAUGAUCUGAGAAAGAAAUGCAACACCAGCUCCAAAAUGCACCAACGCAUGUUAGCUCGGUACAGAACAACCUCUCCCUCUCUUGCCAAAUCAAAUAUGAAGGUGUUCUCCAUCUUAAGUUGGCAUGCUAGCAUUUGAUAUUUAUCAGUAUCAUUAUUUAUACUUAUGAUAUUUCACAAUUUUUUACUCGUUAAACUUUCAUUCUGGGGGGAUUCUGUGGGUUGAUACUUUUCAUUCAGGUAAACCAGUAGGCCAUUAAACACUAAUAUUAAAGGAUUCAUUAUCUGGGCAGCUUUCAAAUUUCUUAAUAGUUUUGGUUUCAGAUUUAGUCUUUAGUCAUAAUGUUUUUUAUUCUUUUAACUUAUUUUUAUUUUGCUAGCCUAUUUAUUCUUUCUUAUUUAUUAAGGCUUUAUAUCUUUAUUUCAUGAUCAAACAUUACUAAUACGUCCUGGUUUUGAAACUAGAUUGUUUGCACAGCAGUUUGUUGCUUAAUCAAAAAAAAAUACUGUGAACGAGAAAAUGAUGGAGAGGAGAAACAUUUAUUUUAGAUGCACAAAAACUCUGUAUUAGUGUGGACGACAGAUGUAAACAUAGCGGAAGGAUGUUUUAAUACAAUCGUAGUAGUGUGGAUGUAGCCUAUGUUUAUGUGUCCUGUAAGUUUAAAGUGAGGGGGAUGGUAAACUACUGCUUCUUUUUUUUGUUUUCUUUAAUCAGCAAAGUAACCAAAUUUUUUCUAUCUUUUUGCUUUUUAAAGACUGAAAACAUUGAUGCAUAGUGUGCUCUGUUUGUUUGCCUACAUGUUUUUAAGGAAUCAAAUAUACCCUUUCAAUGACGUGCUGAAAUGUUUUUUGCAUGUUCUGUGCCUUAACAUUUAACACUGAACCCUUGCGUGUUUUAAAGUUACAGUAUAUCUCCUGUCAACUUUUGCACUAGUUGGGAUAACUGUCAUUUGCACUUAUAUUACAAUAAAAGACGAGAUAAGCAUUACAA
Molecule: messenger RNA, 3940 nt
Organism: Pleuronectes platessa (European plaice)
Lineage: Eukaryota; Metazoa; Chordata; Actinopteri; Pleuronectiformes; Pleuronectidae
Product: nectin-4
Exons: 8
Coding region: 264-1376 (370 amino acids)
Biological process (GO): heterophilic cell-cell adhesion; homophilic cell-cell adhesion
Cellular component (GO): adherens junction
Source: RefSeq, a predicted model, not a curated record